Molecule: messenger RNA, 1244 nt
Organism: Drosophila erecta
Lineage: Eukaryota; Metazoa; Arthropoda; Insecta; Diptera; Drosophilidae
Exons: 2
Coding region: 564-878 (104 amino acids)
Molecular function (GO): serine-type endopeptidase inhibitor activity
Source: RefSeq, a predicted model, not a curated record
GCCUCGGAUGCCUUUUGUUCGAGGUUUCGAGUCGAGUUCGCGACUCGACGUUUAGUCAGUGACCAAGUGUGUGGUGAACCAAAUCCGUUUCUUCAUCCAUCCAAGAAUUUCCACAAUUUCAAAACUGCGCAGACAAAGUCCAAGAAAACUGGCAAUAGUACCUUGGAGUAUUGUGCCCUAUCUGUAUCCCAAACUGGCAACAGCUGCAACAAAGACUUAGCACAUUUUUUCGCCUGGGCCUUUGCACUCUAGAUGAACUUAGCCAUGCGACGGGUAUAAAAAACUCAUAAAAUCCAGCCAAAUUGCAAAAAGAAAAUAAAUAAUUGAGCAGAGCAGACGGAUCGGCCGAUCAUCCAUAUACUAUAGGCUUUCAAUCACUGUAGAAUCGGACACAUUCCGCACUGCCCAUUAUAUAUGGCGAGCUGCUGCGCAUUUGUGUUUGUCCUGAACCAGACUGACAUCAUCCGGGCCAGGGAGCAAAGCAGAGCUGCAAUACGGAGUUGACCAACUGGAGCCAGUGGACUCCAUUCCGAGGAACUACUACCCAGAGCCUUUUCAAGAGUAUGGUCAAAAUGGCCAACCACAAUCAGCUUAGGAUCACCAUUGGAUUUUGUGUGAUUUUGGCCAUUAUCCUGGACCAACAAUUCACUGCAGAGGCUCGUGUCCGAGAUGCGUGCCAGGUGGUGCCGAGUACGAAUGGACUGUGUGGUCCUACUACCGUGGGAAUAUAUUUCGAUCCGGAGACACAGCGGUGCCAGUACAGGGGAUGCAGCAAUCGAAAGCUCUUCGGAACCCUGGAAGACUGCGAAAAGAUUUGCAACAAUGCGCGGCACGUGAAGCGGCGCAACCAAGCGAAGGCCAACGAAACCUCACAUUGAAUACACCGAAAAGAAAAAUCCAUAGUUGCUAUUUUAAACGUGGCUUAUUUAGUGGAAUGUAAUUAAAAUACUUUCAUGUUCGAUGGUGAAAUUUGUUCAACCUGAGAACAUAGGAAGGUAUUCAUUAAGUUUCUGCAAGCUUAUUGUGAUCCAUUUUGUAUAUGAUCUUUAGAAUGGAUUUUAUGCUCGAGUUAAAAAGUAGUUUGUAAUAUAUAUUUGUUAGUUUGACAACAUGUAAUUACAAAAACUGAAAGACCAGUAACAGGAAAGGAAGCAAUAACUGAAGCUGACUUCCCUUUACCUUAAGAUUGAAUGAAUAUCGAAGAUGUUGCCCCAAUAAUACAAAUGGAAUAUUUAGAAACAUAA